Fusarium sp. VM40 is the source of this 3726-nucleotide messenger RNA. The record is from the annotation of a GenBank genome assembly. Lineage: Eukaryota; Fungi; Ascomycota; Sordariomycetes; Hypocreales; Nectriaceae.
AUGUCCAACUACGGGUACGACCCUCGGGGAGCUCCCCAACGACCACCGCAACGAGGCUACGACGACAACAAUUACGGUCAGCGAGAUGCCGCCUUCUCCAAUAUUUUCGGCGCGGCCCCCCCUCCCGGCCGAUCUCAAACUAUGACUUCUUCGUCCUCCAUGCCUCAGUCCAUGAUGGAUCCGGGUCGCACUCAAACUAUGUCCUCCAUGUCUUCCGGCAUGCAGAGGCAGCCACCGCCUCGUGCCCCCCCGGGCCACUACGGCGAUCCGGGCGCUGGCAGGACCCGAACAAUGGACAGUAACAGCAUGAUGGGAAACGGUUACUAUCCUAGUCAACGCUCUGCAUCAGGCGGCCAGCAGAUGCCGGCUCAUUACAUGCAGCAGCAACAACAACAUCAUCCUCAGCAGCAGGCAAGGCGUCCCUACCCAGGCCCUGGAGGGCCUCCACCUCCGCGAAUGGAGCAGAGAGGACCGCCGCCACAACAAGCUCCUGGUCCGAGGACACCAGCUCAACGCUUUUAUCAAGGAGGACCAGCACCAGGGCCUGCUAUGAACAACGACCCUUAUCGUUCACAGUCACUUGCUUCUACUCCUCGCCAGCCACUGUACCAUCCUCCCCCAAGCGCCUAUCAGCAGGCCCCCGCAAACCAUCUGCGACAAGCACCAUAUGCGCCGCAGAACUCGUCGAGAACGACUGCCCAAGGGCGGGUCGUGCCAGAGCGUCAUGAGGACCGUACCAUGUCAUUGACAGGCAAUUAUCAACCCCAGAGCAUGGACUCUCAUCAGACCAUGAGCGGUCGAGUCAUUCCUAAUCGGCGAGCACCUGCAGAGUUGCCCAACACUAACGGCUACCCUAAUUCAUUGCCUCACGCACCAGGAGCACAAACCCGAACGUCUAGCAUGGUUUCGUCCAAUGGUGGUGGCGAUCACAGUAGGACAAUGUCCAUGGCCUCUACCGUGGCGCCAACCAUCGCUCCCUCCGAUUCUGAUGCCUCUACUUUGGCUCAGCGACCUACCAGGAGCAAGUCGAUCGAGAGCGAACGACCGCCAACCGCGACUAAGAUUCGACCACCCCUCGUAUACCCAGCCCUCCUGUCUCGCGUGGGAGAGUGCUUCCGUCGAAAGAUAAUUGUUGGCGACCGCACCAAGAACGAAUUGACAUACAAGAAUGCUUUUAGCGGUUCUGAGGCCGUCGAUGUCCUGUCGUACAUUAUCAGAACAACUGAUCGUAACCUUGCCUUACUUCUUGGACGAGCUUUGGAUGCGCAGAAGUUCUUCCACGAUGUUACUUACGAGCAUCGCUUACGAGACUCCCAGUCGGAGAUGUAUCAAUUCAGAGAAACAUUGAUGGACGAGCCAGAAGAGAGGCCUGCAGUCAACGGUGUUUUUGUCCUGCUUUCUGAAUGUUAUUCGCCAACCUGUACCAGGGAUCAACUUUGUUACUCUAUUGCCUGUCCCCGACGACUAGAGCAAGUCUCUAGACUCAACCUCAAGAUUAACCCAGGUUUACGAAAAGAGGACGCAGUCAAUGCCGUCGACGACGAAGUCGAUCAGACAGACGAACAAAAGCUCUGGAUCAACUCCGUUCCCAAAGAAGUUGCCGAGAAGGUCGGAGAUCGCGAGAAGAAGAGACAGGAGGUCAUUUCGGAGAUAUGCUAUACCGAGCGAGAUUUUGUCAAAGAUUUGGAAUAUCUUCGAGACUUUUGGAUUUUGCCUUUGCGGUCAAAGGCUUCUCCCGUGCCUGUUCAGCGUCGCGAGAAGGUUGUCAAAACGAUAUUCAGCAACAUUAUCGACCACCCCAGCAUUCAUACCGUCAGCUCCCAGUUUGCCGCUAGCAUAACAACCCGACAACAGAAGGAACCCAUUGUCCACAACAUCGGUGAUAUCUUCCUACAAUACGUCCCUCAGUUUGAGCCGUUCAUCCUUUACGGUUCGAAGCAACUGGAAGGAAAGUUUGAGUUCGAGAACGAAAGAUCGAUUAACCCAUACUUCGGCAAAUUCGUGGAUGAGAUUGAAAGGCGCAAGGAGUCAAGAAAGCUGGAGUUGAACGGUUAUUUGACUAAGCCAACAACCCGUCUGGCCCGUUAUCCCCUGCUGCUAGAGAACGUUUUGAAGUAUACGGAUGAUGAGAACCCCGAUAAGGAGGAUAUUCCCAAGGUUCUGGUCAUGAUUCGAGAUAUUCUGGGUAGAGUCAACGCAGAGUCUGGAAAGGCCGAGAACCGAUUUAACCUCAGGAGACUUCAUGAGCAGCUUCGGUUCAGACCUAAUGAGAGGGUAGAUCUUCGACUUACUGAGGAAGGUCGUGAGAUGGUCUUCAAGUGCUUGUUCAAGAAGUCGCCUACCGAUCCUGCAGAAAUCACUGCAUUCCUCUUUGAUCACGCGGUUCUUCUCGUUCGUAUCAAGCAAACUGGCAAGGCCGAGGAAAUUAAGGCAUACCGUCGGCCCAUUCCUCUGGAACUUCUUGCAAUUAGAGAGAUGGAUGAGCUCAUUCCCAAGGAUGGCAACAUGAAGAGAACCUCGUCAAGCUUGAUUCCUUCGAUUCGCGCCACUACCAAUGAUCCAGCAAGAAAGGAAGGCUGGCCGAUCACCUUCCGCCAUCUUGGUAAAGCGGGUUAUGAGCUGACACUUUAUGCAUCGAAUCAGGCGGCACGCCAAAAGUGGCUCGAAUUCAUCCACACCGCACAGGAGCGUCUUCGAUCCAGAGCCGACUUCUUCAACACGACUGUCAUCUCUAGCCACUUCUUUGCUGGCACCAACCGUGUCAACUGUGUUACGCCAUUCGAUGGUGGUCGCAAACUCUUGUAUGGUACGGACAACGGUGUCUACCUGUCAGAUCGUAAGGUGAAGGAUCAAGUGCCUCGUCGUGUACUGGAAACCGCCAGUGUUACCCAGAUUGAUAUUCUAGAAGAGUACCAGCUACUCUUGGUCUUGUCCAACAAGACGCUGCAGUCUUAUCCCGUCUCAGCCCUGAACCCCGACGAACCCGCAUUGUCUAGAAGACCUAAGAAGAUCCAGAACCAUUGCACUUUCUUCAAAACAGGUAUCUGCUUGGGUAGGCAUCUGGUCUGUUGUGUCAAGUCAUCUGCACUGUCUACUACCAUCAAGGUCUUUGAACCUAAUGAUGCUAUGACUAAGAAUAAGAAGCAGAAGGGUAUUGGCAAGUUUAUCAGUGGCGGACACGAUGAACUUAAGCCGUUCAAGGAGUUUUACAUUCCCACCGAGUCGUCGUCUGUCCACUUCCUCAAGUCCAAACUUUGCGUUGCCUGCGCUCGAGGCUUCGAGGUUGUUUCCCUUGAAACUCUUGAGACGCAGUCACUGCUCGACCAGGCUGAUACGUCGCUCGACUUUGUGGCUCGCAAAGAAGGAGUCAGGCCGAUUCAUAUCGAACGGCUUAACGGAGAGUUCUUACUUAACUAUUCAGAAUUUUCUUUCUUCGUCAACCGCAAUGGCUGGAGGGCUCGGCCAGAAUGGCGAAUCGACUGGGAGGGUACACCACAGAGCUUUGCUCUCAGCUAUCCCUGGAUUCUUGCUUUUGAACCCAACUUCAUCGAGCUCCGCAAUAUGGAGAGCGGCGCUGUGCACAUUGUUCCCCGCAAGAACAUUCGCAUGCUUCAUAGCAGUACACAUGAGAUUCUAUUUGCACACGAAGACGAUAAGGGGGAUGAUGUUGUUGAAGCCAUUGACUUUUGGAAGAGCAACCGCAAGUCGGAGCUGCUCGGCUCAUAA